AUGCAGUCCUCUGUUCCUCCAGCUCGGACUUCCUCGUCUCCGAGGAUCGGCUCAUAUCCGAUCCAAGCAAAGCGAAAGCGGAAAACUCUUUCAUGCUAUGAAUGUAGACGCCGAAAACUGAAAUGUGAUCGCGAGGAGCCUUCGUGUGGCCGCUGUAGAAAAGCCGCACAACCAGAAUUAUGCUCCUAUCUUUAUGAUGUAUCAUCACUAUCUGCGACGCGACAGCCCUCAAACCCUCCAGGUUUGCUUCCGCCGUCGUCGUCUGCCCCGCAACAACCUGAUCCUUCUUCUCAUGGUAUCUCCUCGCGGAACCACCUUGCCUACUCUUCAUUACCACGAGUAGCUUCCCAAUUUCUUGAUAUUAGUGGCAAAGAAUACACCCCAUCCACUGUACAAGCUGUCCAGAAUCAAGGAACAUGGCAACUGUUGGGGCAUGUUUCUCUUGCCGCCAAUGGUGCAGAAGCUAGGCCUGCUAUUAACGCUGAUGUUGCAGAUGUUGCUGCGGGGUCCCAGGAGUCGAUCCCAAAAGAAACGGUUAUUUUCCGCGGAGAGAAUUUCCGAACCCAAUAUUAUGGUGGCAGCAACGCAACUAGCUGUAUCGCUCAUUUUCCAGAACUUCGCUCCUUUAUGAAAGACACAAUCCACAGUCAGACCGCUUUACCACGUGUUCAGCGGGAAUUAAAGUCAUUGCAGGUCAAAUGGAAAGGUAUCAGGGCUGAUGAUGCUUGGUUCCUGACGCAUGAUGAACUACUACAAUUGCUCCCUGACCGAGAGACUUUAGACAGACAUGUCAAUCUGUACUUUGACACUGUCGAAACUACAUAUCGGAUAUUACACUAUCAGAGCUUCCAGAAACAGUACGAGCUGUUGUGGCAAGACCCAAACCAGGUUAAUUCCGCUGUUGUGAUUAUCCUUCUACUCGUCAUGGCCUCUGUUGAGGUCCUUUUUUCGCAUGAACAACCAAAAUACAUUGGUGAUAGUUCCGUGUCCAGGGAACGCGCAAUCUUCUGGAUCGAAGUCUCUGAAAAAUGGCUGGCGCGCCAAAGCUACAAGCACAUGCAUCUUGCCAUCUGGCAAAUCCGCUGCCUAAUUGUAUUCGCCAAGCAGAUCAAUGUUGUGAAGAAAAAACGCAUCUGGACGGAAUCUGGGACACUGUUAAGGGAGGCUAUGUCUGCUGGAUUCCACCGUGAUCCUAGUGUACUAGGAGAGAAGGUUUCCUUUUUUGACCAGGAAAUGCGCAGGCGGCUUUGGGCUACCAUAAUAGAAAUGGAGCUACAGAUCUCAAUCGAUCGAGGAAUGCCUUCUGCUUCUGCCGGUGUUCCUUCAGACACGACUACCGUACUCAAUGUCCAUGAUGAAGAGUUGGAGAAGAACAGUCGACCGACAUCUAGAUCACUUCGCGAGCACACCCCAACCUCCUAUCUCCACAUUUCGAGAUCAAGCUUUUCGUUGAGAGUAUCUCUGAAUUCAAUGAUAAAUGACAUGAGUUCCCCAUUUGUACAUGAAACUGUUCUGGAUUAUGAAGACAUGAUUACAAAGGAACUCCAAAGGCUGCCGUCCGGCGGCGGCAGCCAUAGACAGGCGCACGGCAACGGAAGGAGAACAAUGGUAAGGAUAUUACUUGAUAUCCAACUUCGACAAUUUUUGGUUAUGCUCCACGCGCCCUUUGCACGUCAGACACAAACAAGCUCGCGGUAUUCCUUAUCCAGAAUCACUUGUCUCACUGCCGCUGCAGAGAUUGUACAACUCUACUCGGACUUAACUCAAACAGGAAAUUUCAUUCUUUUACUUCAGAGAAAUGAUUAUUUCCGAGCUGCCCUUGUGAUAUGUCAAAGUGCUUACACGAACCUGAUAACCAAAAACAAUUUGUUCAUAAAUUCAAAUAGCGCCGUGCUCAUCCAGUAUCUGGAAGAUGUUAUUGGGAUGUUAGAACAACGAAUUACACAACAUGGAACAGGGUACACCUACUACUGGUACAUUUCCGCCGCGUCUGCCUUCCUACAAUCCGUGUUGCUCCCAUCAGAAAGCACAAAAGAAAAGGAAGAAGCUAUAAAUAGGGUGACAAAACAGUAUUAUCGCGUAUUGGAAUCACAGGAAGAUAUAGGCAAAGCCAAGGAUAUGAUAAUGCCAGUACAUUCGACGAGUAUGACUUCGGCUAAAAAAUUUGAUACUUCCUAA
This is a messenger RNA of Talaromyces marneffei, 2178 nucleotides long. RefSeq lists its product as uncharacterized. Gene Ontology annotation, cellular component: nucleus. Gene Ontology annotation, molecular function: zinc ion binding; DNA-binding transcription activator activity, RNA polymerase II-specific; RNA polymerase II cis-regulatory region sequence-specific DNA binding. The record is from RefSeq and is a predicted model, not a curated record. The transcript is spliced from 4 exons. The coding region runs from base 1 to 2178 and encodes 725 amino acids. Gene Ontology annotation, biological process: DNA-templated transcription; regulation of transcription by RNA polymerase II. NCBI's taxonomy places the organism in Eukaryota, Fungi, Ascomycota, Eurotiomycetes, Eurotiales, Trichocomaceae.